GAUCAGUUUGGUUCGGUCCUGUUUUGGUUCAGUGUUGAAGCCCUAACGUGGCGCUGCGUGUUACUUCUUCAAACUCUGAAAUCUGACCAAAUCAAGUGCUGCUGCUGCUGCAGAUGGAUACACAUUCCGUGUUUUCUUACCCGUAUGAUCGUGUGCCAGGUGUACAGCCUUGACAAGUCUCCAGCUAUACAUCCAUGGUCUCCGAACUAUUACAAUUGUCGACAUGAAGCCCGAGAGGGAGGACAUCAUUUUUCAUGCUCUCCUCUUGAUCCACAUCCCUGUGGCCUGCCUCUUCACUGCAGUGUCAGGGCAGUCUGACAGCAGCAGCAGUGUAGUGGUGGCAGGGUACAAUGUGACCGCCCCCGCUGGGUCCAGCGUAGUGCUUCAGUGUGUGAGCGGCCGCAUGGUGUGGACCAGAGACAGGGUGAGGGACAGGCAGAGGGUGGUGCACUGGGACAUGUACCGGGCUCGUCCAGACUACGCCAUGGAGAGGGUGCUGGACAUGUAUUCUGAAGGGGGCCAGAGGAUCUACAACUCCUACAACCAGGACAGGGUCGGCCUCAGUCCAAGAGCCUUCAGGGAUGGAAACUUCUCCCUGGUCAUCAAAGACGUGACAAUGAAUGACAGAGGUCUGUACUCUUGUAACCUCCACCAUCUCUACUGCCACCUGUACGAGACAGUCAGAGUGCAGCUCAACGUCACUAAAUCACGUCGUAAAGAGCAGCGCUAUUGGGAUGGACACAAGGCGGUGUACGUGGUGCUGCUUGGCAAUACCGUGGUGCUGCCAUGUAUCAACCGACGUAACGUGUGGACAGACUGGAGCGAGGAGGAGGAGGACCAGCAGGUGGUCCACUGGGACCGUCAGUCCCAAGGAGUUCGCCAUGACCGCGCUGACCGGCUGGUGGACUUGUACGCCUCUGGGGAGCAGCGUAGCAACGGACCCCUAUUCCUCCAGAGGAAGAUGAACAUCAGCAGCCAAGCUUUCUCAGAGGGAGACUUUUCACUUUCCAUAUCUGAUCUGCAGCCCGCAGACCAGGGGAUGUAUUCCUGCCACCUCCACCACCAUUACUGUGGUCUGCAUGAGAGAAGAGAGUUUCAGGUCACAGUGCAAGCACCAGUGAUUCAGACCACCCUGCCAGCCAAAGCCCUACCGAGUGAAGACAAAGACACCGCCAAGGCUGAAUCACCGCGAGUCAUCAAUGUUAUUCUACCCGACCAGAGACACCACUUUCUCCUGCCGCUGGGCUACGUCCUCACCACCUUCCUGCUCCUGGCAUUCAUUAUCCUCAUCAUCAUCCUCAUCACACGCAGGCGUAGCACCAAAGAGUUUUACCCGCAGCCAUCCAUGAGGUCCAGCAGAAGUCAAAGCAGCUCGGAAGAGUUUGAGAUGGACGUUACUGAAGUGAAUGUGAGCAGUCUGGACGAGAAAGGAUUUGACUACAAGAACAACCUGCUGAAAGAGAUGGUCCACGUGAACACUCAGCCUAAAGUCAUUGAUCUUGACAAAGAAAUGCAGAAAUUUUCUAAGUGAGGAAAAGACGAAUAAAAAAUGAAACUGGAGUCACUGGCUGGUCCAGAGGCUGCGCUCCAAACUGAACACCUCCACACUGCCUAAUGUUCAGGCACGAGAGACAGCAAGAGACUAAAUGCAGAAAACCGGUUUAAAAAAAAGCUCACAUUGAGGCCUUGUGUUUUCAAAUUGUCAGUAUUAGGGACCAAGAAAAUUGUAUUUUGUUUUCCUCAAUUGUACUUCAAACAGAAAACUAAAAAGAUUGGACUUGGACCAAUGGCGCCACCCAGAGGGGAGUCUAAACACCGCCUUGUCUGUUAAAUAAUAGAGCAAUGUCUGCAUAUGUUGAAUAAAGUUGUGAUUGAGUGAAUUUGAACUCAGUUGUUACUGCUUCGAUCAUUAUUCCUCAAGUGUAAAAAUAAGAUUUUCACUUCGUUCUUUUCUGUCUUACUCACUAAUCAUCUUGGCUUAACUGACUGGACUGAAGCACCACUGAAGCGCUACAAUCAGUGUGUAGUUACUGCUUCCUGUAGGCUAUGAUAACUGUAUGCUAACUGACCAAUGAAGCAGUGUAUGUAAAACAUGUUUUAUUUUGAUGCUUAGACUGUAUUUGUUGUGGAAUGUGUACUUUUUUACAUGUAUUAAAAUUCAACGUGUGACACUGAUUUUUAACUGAAGUUGGUUAUUCGUAAUUGGUUUGAAGAGAUAACGUUGUCUCUUUGUAUUCAAAUGACGGACAUGUUUAUGUUUAUUGAUUUUUCCCAAAUAAACCAGGUUCAUAGACCUUUUCCACAA
Molecule: messenger RNA, 2305 nt
Organism: Cottoperca gobio
Lineage: Eukaryota; Metazoa; Chordata; Actinopteri; Perciformes; Bovichtidae
Product: matrix remodeling-associated protein 8-like
Biological process (GO): cell adhesion; cell differentiation
Cellular component (GO): cell surface; membrane
Source: RefSeq, a predicted model, not a curated record